Messenger RNA from Bursaphelenchus okinawaensis, 1537 nucleotides. The record is from the annotation of a GenBank genome assembly. NCBI's taxonomy places the organism in Eukaryota, Metazoa, Nematoda, Chromadorea, Rhabditida, Aphelenchoididae.
AUGACAGAAAGUAAGUAAGUAUAUAUUAUGAAUAGUAAAAAUGUAUUGUAUAUUUAAAUAUCUUGAACAUUUUUUUUAUUUUCGGGAAACUGAUUUUAAGGCAACAUGAUGUUAUCAAUUUUUAAAAAUUAUUUGGUAAGAAAUUCAGGUCCGCUUAAAGGCUUCGAAGUGAAGAUAUUAAAGGAUGAAGAUUACGAACAAGCACGACAUCUUGUGGAAGAUACAGAGAAAUGGAGUCUGGUGUACAAGAAGAAGCAGACAGAAGUGUGGACUCAAGAAAUGCCAGAAUCUACCUUUAAAAUGAUCAAAGUAAAAUAUUUAAAAGUAGUAUUAUCUCUUAGUGGUUUAAUAACUUAGGAAUGGCAUUUCACGUUUAUCUAAGCAUAGUAAAAGUUUUUUUCUAAUAAAUUAACUACAACCUUUAGUCACAAUGUUACAUGUAAUGUAUUUAUUUAUCGAGGGCAUCAUAGAGUCAUUCUUUUUUAAAUUUUAAUUUUUAGACCAAAGCUGUUCUCAACGUAUCCGCUGAAGUAGUGUACGAUGUGCUACACGAUCCAGACUACAGGUCAACGUGGGACAAGUACAUGGUGAAGAGUGAAGACAUUGGUAUCUUGAACACGAACAACGAUCUAUGUUACUAUGCUCGUAUGUUUUUAAAUUUUAAAGCUUACAAAUGGCUUUCUAAAAGUUUGUACGAUUUAUCUCUUUUGCUAAUUUUUUAGUUUUACGUGUAAUUUUUGCCUCUGUUUCAGUAGCCUCCGUACGGCCGAUCAAAAGUCGAGACUUUGUGAUGCAGCGAUCGUGGCUGGAUACGGGGAACCAGAAGUUCAUUUGUACGAGAUCUGUUUGGCACGAUGUAAGUGACGUUAAUUUGGAUAUUCCCUGAAGGCAAAUGUAGGUUCCGAUAUUAUUCGUGGAAUUUGGUGUUGUUAUUCACUCGUUUUGUGACAUUUCUUGUCAUUAAGGCUUGAGAAGAUUGAAUUUCCAGAAAUAUUGGCUUAGUUAACGCUAAUUAACAAACACUAAAACUAUAGUUGUUUACAUUAAAUGGCAAAAAGUUAUUUUUAAAAUCAUUGCAAUAUUGUUUAGGAUUAUCCCCCCCAGCAAAACCUUUAUCAGAGGCUUUAUCUAUCUGACAGUUUAUUACAUCAAAGUUAUUGAUGACAACUCUUGUGAAGUCACUUACCUUACCCAUUCUGACCCUAAAGGUAAAAUUAGUUUAAAAAUUCUAUCGUAAUAUUAAAAACUGUUGAAAUGACACGCUUUCUAUUAUGUUAUUGUAGGCAAACUGCCGAGCUGGUUGAUAAAUCACAUAACAAAAAUAAUAGCGCCGAAAGUGCUGAAGAAGCUACACAAGGCCUGUGUCAACUAUGAAUCUUGGAAGCGACACAACAAACCGCUUCAGAAGCCGUGGCGAUAUCCGGAACAAUUAGAAGCCGCGCCUCGAGCAGACUUGGCCAAGUGCAUGGCCAAGGACGUGGUUCAAGAGCUGGUCGACGAAACCGGCUUCAAUCCCGAGGAUUUGAACGACGAUUAA